AUGCGUUAUCCCGAGUUCCUCGUCCCCGCUGUUUUCGCUUUGCUCGAUGUUACUCAAGCACUCACCUGCGAUAUUCCCACGGGUGUGCAAUUCCCUGAGGGAACGCCUCAUGAUUGCUGCCUAUACUAUAUCCCAACUGCGGCUGAGCAUGACUGCACUCUUUUGACAGCCGCAUUAGCCGCAUUACCUGUUACAGUUACUGUGGCUGAUGUCUUCGCCUUGAACCCGAAUCUCGACGACAGCUGUGCUAAUCUGGAAGGCAACUCGAACCACGCAUACUGUAUACUACGCAAUAACCCCGAUCACAAGGGUGGCCCGGCUGGUAGUGGACAUAAAGGUGGACACAAGGGUGAAUCCAACGGUGAAUCCAACGGUGACCACAAGGGUGAAUCUAACGGUGAAUCCAACGGUGACCACAAGGGUGAAUCNAACGGUGAAUCCAACGGUGACCACAAGGGUGAAUCUAACGGUGAAUCCAACGGUGACCACAAGGGUGAAUCCAACGGUGACCACAAAGGUGAAUCUAACGGUGAUCACAAAGGUGAAUCUGGUACCGCUCCAAGCAUCAGCAUUGCAAAGCCCGGACCCACAGGUGGUUCAGCAACCAGUGUAGUCGAAGCUUCUGGAGCUUCCGGAAUACUCGCGCUUGGGGCUUGGAGCGUGAUGUUGGUUCAUGGGCUGUUGGCAACUGUUCUUCUACUAUAA
Venustampulla echinocandica is the source of this 705-nucleotide messenger RNA. RefSeq lists its product as uncharacterized. NCBI's taxonomy places the organism in Eukaryota, Fungi, Ascomycota, Leotiomycetes, Helotiales, Pleuroascaceae. Bases 1 to 705 code for a protein of 234 amino acids. The transcript is spliced from 3 exons. The record is from RefSeq and is a predicted model, not a curated record.